Molecule: messenger RNA, 577 nt
Organism: Dentiscutata heterogama
Lineage: Eukaryota; Fungi; Glomeromycota; Glomeromycetes; Diversisporales; Gigasporaceae
Source: the annotation of a GenBank genome assembly
CCUGAAGUCUUGUUUUCUAAUUUGACAAAGGUUUCUUCCGUUCGACCAUUUAUCAUGCAACAACGGGAUGGAUUAGCUAUUGUAUUUUAUCCAACAUCUCCGUCGAGAAAAUUACUUCAAUUUCAUACUUGGAUAACGGAGUAUGACCUAAAAUAUCAUCACUCAUUUACAGAAACUAUUCCUACAACAUCUAUUGCAACAAUUUCGUCCUCUCAGAAAACUCAAGAGGAAAGAAUAGGCAAAGAUGGUUUUAGUAAGGUUCCUCAUGAGCUUAUGAUGAUUAUUAUGGAUAAUUUGGAAGCUACCGACAUUCUUUCUUUAUCUAUGGUGAAUAAAAAACUUAGAGCCCAUACUCAAGAUAAUUAUCUAUGGCGUCAAAUUCUCAUAAGAAAUUAUGGAGAGUCCGUUAUUAAGGAUGAACCAAAGCAUCCAAGUCGCAGAUUAAAAUGGAAAAGGACAAAACGUAACAAGCAACCACAAGUAGAGCCCAAUUGGCAGAAGGUCUUUAUGAAAUUAUCAACUGUUAAAGUCUCGACGAAAACUGCAAUUUCGCGAGGAAAGCCCGGCGCUUAUUAUC